CCCUAUAAAUAUCAGGUGCCUUUCCCAGCCUCUUCCUCAAACAGACUUCAUCCUCCGUUGGUCUUUCAGGCGUUUUGCAGGAGCACACAGUCCACAAACGACUGGCAGCCAUGAGGAUCCUCUACCUGCUCUUUGCUGUUCUCUUCCUCCUCUUCCAGGCUGCUCCAGGUUCCGCAGAUCCUAUUUUUGCUGACACCGCGGAGUGCAGGAGCCAGGGAAAUUUCUGCCGUGUUGGGGCAUGCCCACCCACCUUCGCUGCCUCGGGGUCGUGCCACGGGGGGCUGCUGAAAUGCUGUUCAAAGAUUUUGGCAGAGUAAGAAGACAAGGCUUUCCUGGGUCAGUGCCCUUGUACCAGCAACAUUUCCACUGCCUUGAGGAGGUGAUUUUGAUGGAUUCCUCCUCUGUCUAAACCCUCCUACAAAUGAGCAUUAAAAGAAGCUUCCAGAGGGCACGUCCUGUUAGCACACCGCUUCUGGAGAUCCAGGUUUUUCCUCACUGAAGCCACUCCCUUUUUUGCUUUUAAUACACAAGCCACUUUGGCACCUUGGCCACCUAUUCCAGCCUACCUCACAGGGAUGUUUGGAUGUUCAAUCAGUUCAGGUUCAUGCAGCUCUUGGAAGAUGUGAAGCAAUAUAUAUAUUAUUAUUUUAUUCACACACAAAAAUAAAUGUCUUCUUAAACCAGUAA
Aquila chrysaetos chrysaetos is the source of this 687-nucleotide messenger RNA. Its product is annotated as gallinacin-10-like. The coding region runs from base 111 to 317 and encodes 68 amino acids. Gene Ontology annotation, molecular function: CCR6 chemokine receptor binding. NCBI's taxonomy places the organism in Eukaryota, Metazoa, Chordata, Aves, Accipitriformes, Accipitridae. The record is from RefSeq and is a predicted model, not a curated record. Gene Ontology annotation, cellular component: extracellular region. Gene Ontology annotation, biological process: defense response to Gram-positive bacterium; defense response to Gram-negative bacterium; innate immune response in mucosa. The transcript has 3 exons.